UGCAGAUCAAAACAGUUGGUUGAUAAUAAUGGCAAAUAGUGAUAAAUAAAAUUGUUUUGAAUGACAUAAAUAUUUUGACGAAUAUUCUUUUGUAAUAUAAUUUUAAGAUUUUCUUAGUUUUAUAUUAAUUCCAAUAUGUCACACUUGAGAAUGUUCUUAAAAUGUUUUAAUUCACCUUCUCUUCAUAUGAUUUAUCAGGAUUCUAAUUUUUCGGGAAAAUAUGUAAGAGACAGAUGGGAGAGAUUAGGUGAUUUUUCUUUGAAUUGCGUUGUAAUAUUUUGGAAGCUCAGUAUUUUCACCACACCUCUAAUAGCAAUAUUUUUUUAUCGAAGAGGCUAUAUGAAUAUGGAAGGUGCUGCAUCACUUACAAAAAUGUCACUAUGGUUCGGAUUAUUUAUUGGAGCUUCAUUUUGUCUGCGCAGCUAUGGAAGAGCUUCUAAUCCUCAAUAUAGGUUUUUCCUCGAAAAAUUAAAUAAUGCUGUAACUCCUAGAGGUCUUGGUGAAAUUAAACAAUUUGAUUUUGAUUUUGAAGCCUGGCCUGUAGAAUUUCAAUUACCUAUACGAACUUCCAAAAAAGUUGAACCCAAGAAAAGUAUAUUCUCUUCUCUAAUUAGUAGUCCUUGUUCAAUAAUAGGAUAUUUAGUGCUUCAUACCGUUGGGAUUAGAAUGAUCUAUCCUGGUUCAAUUACUCUUCUUAACAUGUUACUUAAUUCUGCUCUGAUCGAUGGUAGAAAAGCUCUAAUUAACAAGAAUGGGCAACGAUUUAAACUUAAGACUCCAGAAGGAAAUACUGUUGAUACAAUGUUCAUUGAUAAAAGGAAUAAUGUUGGAAAUAAGAAAGGAAAUAUGCUAAUUUUAUGUACAGAAGGAAAUGCCGGAUUUUACGAAAAUGGAAUAAUGGGAACCCCAAUAGAAGCUGGAUUCUCUGUUUUAGGUUGGAAUCACCCAGGAUUUGGUUGCAGUACGGGAUUACCAUUUGUUGCUGAUGAAGAAGGAGCAAUCAAUACAGUAAUGGAAUUUGCCAUAAAUAAACUUGGCUUUGCCCCUGAUCAGAUUGUUUUAUAUGGAUGGAGCAUUGGUGGCUUCGCUUCAAGUUGGGCUGCAGAGGCUUAUCCUAAUGUUAGAGCUGUGGUAUUAGAUGCUACAUUUGAUGAUGUUCUUCCAUUGGCAUUGAACCAAAUGCCAAAUGCUCUGGAUUCUAUUGUAAGAGUUACCAUUCGUUCCUAUGCAGAUCUGAAUGUAGCUAGGCUAUUACUGAACUAUCCAGGAUUAAUCAAACUAAUACGACGAGCAGAUGAUGAAAUCAUUUCUAUUAUACCUGGAGAUAUCGCAACAAACAGGGGAAAUGAUUUGUUGAAAAAAGUAUUGAAAAGAAGAUACCCUAAUGUUAUUUCAGAUGAAGUUCUGACUGAAUGGUUAUCUAAAACUGGGUCUGAACAAAGAAGGCUAUCAGAUGAAAACAAUGUAAAUUUAUCUCUCAGUCGACAAAUGAUAGACAGUUAUAUAUAUGAUCAUGGGCCAGCAUUUCCUUUUACUGAAUUAGGGAAGAAUAUGGAUGAUGAUAUCAAAGCCCAGCUCACCAUAUAUCUUGCUGGCGAAUACAUGAAAGAUUAUGCAUCUACUCAUUGUGUUCCUUUACCUUCUCAAGUUUUCCAAGAACUCCUUGAAUCAAUUCUGUAAUAUUUUGUUUGAAGACUUGUGUAUAAACUUUUUUUUUUUUUUUUUAUAUUACAAACAUAAAAUAUUCAGUUUCUGCCAUGAUGAUUUGAGGUAUAUAUAUAUGUACACAAACUGAUGUCUGUUAAUUUAUUGUUAUAUUUUUUUUUAAGUUGUUAUUUUUGUAAUAUUUAUGUAUAGUUAUUAUAUUUUACAAUGUUUUAUUAGUUUGUUCUCAAUCACUUAAGAUCCUAAUAGGUCAAUGUGAUAAGACUGUUAUCCAUCCUUCAAAUGUUAUAACAAUAUUAACAAUUCAUACUAAAUAUUGUUUCAUAAAUUUAAUCAUUCAAGGAAGAUUUUAUUUAUGGAUGAGAAUUAUUCCACACAAAGAGAUGAAUCAGACAAAACAGAAUUAAGGCUUAUAUGUCAAAAAUCUAUAAAUAAACAUUUAGUUUUAAAUUUUAUUUCAAUAUGACUAGUAGUAAAAAUAAAUUGUUUUACUAU
Messenger RNA from Nezara viridula (southern green stink bug), 2160 nucleotides. Lineage: Eukaryota; Metazoa; Arthropoda; Insecta; Hemiptera; Pentatomidae. The record is from the annotation of a GenBank genome assembly.